AUGCCAUAUCAAAUCGCGAUAUUCAGAGACAUCAGGGUGAUGUCAUCACCACACCAAUAUCUUCUCCAAAAUUCUCAAUCUUUAAAUCCCGAGAAUGUUAGCAGAUUAUCCAACUCUCUCUCUCUCUCUCUCUCUCUCUCUCUGGAAGAGAAAAUGGAGAUAUCACUUGCAGCGGUGACAAUUUCAAUAGCUAUAGCUGUUGUGUCGUGGUGGGUAUGGAGAACUCUAAAGUGGGUUUGGUUUAAACCAAAGAUGAUCGAGAGUUACCUGAGAAGACAAGGUCUUUCCGGUACUCCUUACACGCCUCUCGUCGGCGACCUGAUGAGGAAUUCCAGCAUGAUGGCGGAGGCAAGAUCAAAACCCAUCAAACUAACGGAUGAUAUCCGACCACGUGUUGUGCCUUAUCCCUUGCAAAUGCUCAAGACUCACGGAAGGACUUUCUUUACAUGGUUUGGGCAUAUACCAACCGUCACUAUAAUGGAUCCUGAGCAGAUCAAGGAAGUGUUCAACAAGGUUUAUGAUUUCCCGAAGACUCAUGCAUUCCCUUUGGGCAGAUUGAUAGCCGCUGGACUCGUUAGUUAUGAUGGCGAUAAAUGGGCCAAACACCGAAGAAUCAUCAAUCCGGCUUUCCAUCUUGAGAAGAUCAAGAUUAUGGUACCUGCUUUCCACCAGAGCUGCAGCGAAGUUGUUGGCGAAUGGGACAAGUUAGUGUCGGAGAAAGGGUCUUCCUGUGAGGUGGACGUUUGGCCUGGGCUUGUGAGUUUGACUGCUGAUGUAAUCUCUCGUACUGCUUUCGGAAGUAGCUACAAAGAAGGGCAGAGGAUAUUUGAGCUGCAAGCAGAACUUGGAGAGCUUAUUAUCAAAGUCUUUCGGAAAGUUGUCAUCCCUGGAUAUAUGUAUCUCCCGACCAAGGACAAUAGAAGGAUAAAAGCAGCAGCCAGAGAAGUACAAGUUAUACUGAGAGGCAUCGUUGACAAAAGGUUAAGGGCGAGGGAAGCUGGGGAAGCACCAUGCGACGAUUUGCUUGGUAUACUUCUUGAAUCGAAUAGGAUGCAAGCCAAGGGAAAUGGAAUGAGCAUUAAGGAAGUGAUGGAGGAGUGCAAGUUGUUCUAUUUCGCUGGGCAGGAGACAACUACAGUACUUUUGGUCUGGACAAUGGUUCUCUUGAGCCAACACCAAGACUGGCAAGCUCGGGCACGAGAAGAAGUGAAGCAAGUUUUUGGUGAUAAGGAACCUGAUGCAGAUGGCCUGAAUCAUCUCAAAGUUAUGACGAUGAUACUGUAUGAGGUCCUUAGGCUAUAUCCCCCAGUAACACAGGUGACCAGAACCAUUCACAAAGAGACGAAGCUAGGGGACCUGACGCUACCAGCUGGCGUUCACAUCAGUCUACCUAUUCUCUUAGUCCAACGCGACACCGAGCUGUGGGGCGACGAUGCAGCGGAGUUCAAGCCCGAGAGGUUCAGUGAAGGUCUCUCAAAGGCGACCAAGAGCCAAGUCUCCUUCUUUCCCUUCACAUGGGGACCAAGAGUCUGCAUUGGCCAGAAUUUCGCCCUGCUUGAGGCGAAGAUGGCGAUGUCAUUGAUUCUACAGAGAUUCUCCUUCGAGCUUUCUCCGUCCUAUGUUCAUGCGCCUUACCCAAUCAUCACAAUUCACCCAGAGUUUGUAACUAUCAGUCUCGUGAUGUGGUGGACAUGGAAAACUCUGAAGUGGGUUUGGCUAAAACCUAAGAUGUUGGAGCUUUACUUGAGAGGACAAGGUCUACCAGGAACUCCUUACACGCCUCUUGUCGGAGAUUUCAGGAACUUCAGAGUUUUAAUGAAGGCAAGAACCAAACCCAUCAAUCUAACAGAUGAUAUCAUCCCACGUGUCAUGCCUGUAACUCUACACAUGCUCCAAACUCACGGAAGGACUUUCUUCACAUGGCUUGGUCCUACACCAAUCAUCUCAAUAAUGGAUCCAGAGCAGAUCAAACAAGUGUUCAACAGAGUUUACGAUUUUCAGAAACCACAUACGCUCCCCUUAGCUAGAUUGAUAGCCACUGGACUGGUUUUCUCUGAUGGAGAUAAAUGGGCCAAACACAGGAGAAUCAUUAACCCGGCUUUCCACCGUGAUAAGAUCAAGAAUAUGGUCCCUACGUUUCAUAGAUGUUGCAUCGAGGUUGUGAGCGAAUGGGAGAAGCUAGUUUCAGAUAAAGGGACUUCGUGUGAGGUUGAUGUUUGGCCAUGGCUAUUGAAUCUUUCUGCGGAUGUGAUCUCUCGUACUGCUUUUGGUAGCAGUUAUAAACAAGGGCAGAGGAUAUUUCAGCUUCAAGCAGAACUAGCACAGCUUAUCAUAUUAUCUGUUCAGAAAACUUACAUCCCUGGAUGGCAGUAUCUCCCUACAAAGAGUAACAGAAGGAUGAUAGCAAUAGACCGAGAGAUCCAAGCUAUCCUGAGAAGGAUUAUUAGUAAUCGGGAAACGGCGAUAGAAGCUGGAGAAGCACCGAGCGAUGAUUUGCUGAGUAUACUUCUUGAAUCAAAUUUGGGACAAGCACAAGGAGAUGGAAUGAGCAUUGAGGAUGUCAUAGAGGAGUGCAAGUUGUUUUAUAUAGCCGGGCAAGAGACAACUUCUGUACUUUUGGUUUGGACAAUGGUUUUGUUAAGCCAACACCAAGACUGGCAGGACCGUGCACGUGAAGAAGUGAUGAAAGUGUUUGGCAAUAAAGAACCUGACACUGAAGGCAUGAACCAACUCAAAGUUGUGACGAUGAUACUAUAUGAGGUCCUUAGGCUAUAUCCUCCAGUGAUCCAGCUGAACAGAGCCGUUCACAAAGAGAUGAAACUCGGAGAUCUGACAGUACCAGGUGGUGUUCAGAUCAAUCUGCCUGUUCUACUUGUCCAACGUGACACUGAGCUGUGGGGAGACGAUGCAGCGGAGUUCAAGCCUGAGAGGUUUCAAGAAGGUCUCUCAAAGGCAACAAAGAGCCAAGUCUCAUUCUUCCCCUUUGGAUGGGGACCAAGGAUCUGCAUCGGCCAGAGUUAUGCUCUGUUGGAGGCAAAGAUGGCGAUGGCAUUGAUUCUACAUAGAUUCUCCUUCGAGCUCUCUCCUUCCUAUGUUCAUGCGCCUUACACGGUCAUCACCCUUCACCCACAGUUUGGCGCUCACCUUCUCCUCCAUCAAGCAAGAGGAGUGCCAUUAGAUUAAUAUACUCCAAGGUCCUUCAAGAGGAACCAUUGUUUCCGAUUAUAUUUUAUUCCGCUUGUCUUGUUUAGAUAUCCUUAUAAUAAUAUACAAGUGUGAACUUCUCGUAACAAUUAACUAAAAAAACAUACUAGCGUUGGGGAAAGAAAGAAAAAAAGUUAGUGGGCUAGUCCUAACUUAGUACACGAGUAUUUUUUGAAAGAAAGAAGAAAAAGAGUACGUACAUAGUCACAUCACAUGCACAGUGCCAUUCAAUUAUUAUAAUUAUAAAAGCAACAAUUUGGUAGCGGACAAAGAAAUGUCAAAAGGUCAAACGUUCAAGCAUUUCCUCCUACGCAAGUUAUGGCCAUCACACAACUCCAAAUUUGCUUCUUUCAUCUUUACAUAUGACUGUAUUAAAGUACUAUGACAUCAGGUGUGAUGUCAUCACCACCUCCAGUAUAUAUAUCCCGAAAAUGUAAUCACCACAUCCAUCUCUCUCUCUCUCGAACUCUUCUCUGAGAAGACAAGGUCUUUCCGGUACUCCUUACACGCCUCUUGCCGGCGAUUUCAAGAGGAAUUUCAGCAUGUCAAUGGAGGCAAAGUCCAAACCCAUCAAUCUUACGGAUGACAUCGUCCCACGUGUCUUGCCAUUCCCAUUGCACAUGCUCAAGACUUACGGAAGGACUUUCUUUACAUGGCGUGGACCUAUACCAACCAUCACCAUUAUGGAUCCUGUGCAAAUCAAGGAAGUGUUCAACAAAAUUUAUGAUUUCCAGAAGCCACAUACAUUCCCUUUCAGCAGACUGAUAGUCAGUGGACUCUUUAGUUACGACGGUGAGAAAUGGGCAAAACACCGAAAAAUCAUCAACCCGGCUUUCCACCUUGAGAAGAUCAAGAAAAUGGUACCUGCUUUCCACCAGAGCUGCAGCGAGGUUGUUGUCAAAUGGGACACGUUAGUGUCGGAGAAAGGGUCGUCCUGUGAGGUGGACGUCUGGCCUUGGCUUGUGAGUAUGACUGCAGAAGUGAUCUCUCGUACUGCUUUUGGCAGCAGCUACAAAGAAGGGCAGAGGAUAUUUGAGCUCCAUGCGGAACUAACACAGCUCGUUGUAUUAUCUGUUCAGAAGGCUUUCAUCCCUGGAUAUAGAUAUCUCCCAACGAAAGGUAAUACAAGGAUGAAAGCAGCAGCCAGAGAAGUUGAAGUUAUACUGAGAGGGAUCGUAAACAAAAGGGAAAGGGCCAGAGAAGCUAGGGAAGCACCAAGCGACGAUUUGCUGGGUAUACUUCUUGAAUCUAAUUUGGGCCAAGCUAAAGGAAACGGACUGAGCACUGAGGAUGUCAUUGAGGAGUGCAAGCUGUUCUAUUUUGCCGGGCAAGAGACAACUUCAGUACUUCUGGUCUGGACGAUGGUUCUGUUAAGCCAACACCAAGACUGGCAAGCGCGCGCACGAGAAGAAGUGAAGCAAGUUUUUGGUGAUAAAGAACCUGAUGCAGAAGGCCUGAACCAUCUCAAAGUUAUGACGAUGAUACUGUAUGAGGUCCUUAGGCUAUAUCCACCAGUAGCUCAGCUGAACAGAGCCAUUCACAAAGAGAUGAAGCUAGGCGACCUGACGCUACCAGGCGGCGUACAGAUCAGUGUACCUAUUCUUCUAGUCCAACGCGACACCGAGCUGUGGGGCGACGAUGCUGCAGAGUUCAAGCCUGAGAGGUUCGAAGACGGUAUCUCAAAGGCAACAAAUAACCAGGUCUCCUUCUUUCCCUUUGCGUGGGGACCGAGGAUCUGCAUUGGUCAGAAUUUUGCUCUGUUGGAGACAAAGAUGGCGAUGGCUUUGAUUCUGCAGAGGUUCUCCUUUGAGCUUUCUCCUUCUUAUGUUCAUGCGCCUUAUACAGUCUUCACCCUUCACCCACAGUUUGGUGCUCAUCUUAUCCUGCACAAGCUAUAAUUCCCUAAACAUAUGUGAUGUUUUCAAACGAAGUUGCUGCUAUACAUAGGAGAAAAUAAGAAUUCAGUUACAGAAAUGAAGGGAAAGUUAGAGCAGACUCUCAGAUUUUUUAGACACAAUAGAAUAUUUGAAUUUAAUUUUUUUUUUUCCAAGCAUAUUUUCCUAUCAUACCCAAGCCGGAGCAGUAGAACUAAAUCAAACUCAAAAGCUUCUACAAGAUAUCUAUAUUACUAAAAGUUUUACAUUCUUGUUCUCGAUAACCCGUUACAUUUCAGUUCAAUCCAGAUAUAUCCCUACUGUAAUGUCAAACUUUAAGGCAAGCCACUUGGACUCAUAAGUAAUCGCAGAAGAAAACAAAAAAAAGGACAAAUUCAGGUGAAAGACAAAAGAACAAGAAGCCUCAAAAUCGUCGAAAAUAGGUACCUUUUGGGCUAAAACAAAGCAAUCUAGUCCUUCUGAAAUUGUAGUUGACAACUUUCUCCUCAGACAUAGUAACAGAAGCAGUCUCUGUCUUAGAAAUACCGAGUCCCUUUACGAAAUCAUUUUUCUGUUUGUGCAGCUCAUUGGGAUUCCUCCGACAUAUUCCAUCCGACGAACUGAUUUGAGACCUAUAAAGAUGCAUGAACUGCAUAAUGACAAAGAAAUGUCAAAAGGUUGAUGUUUAAGCCUUUUCCCCAACGCAUGUUAUGGCCAAUCUACAAAUCCAAAUUUGCUUCUUGCACCUUCACAUAUAUCGUCACAAUCUUUCUCUCUCUCUCUCUCUCUCUCUCUGAGAAGACAAGGUCUUGCCGGAACUCCUUACACACUUCCUGCAGGCGAUUUCAAGAGGAGUUUCCGCAUGUCAAAGGAGGCAAGGUCCAAACCCAUCAAUCUUAAAGAUGACAUCGUCCCACGUGUCUUGCCUUUUUCCUCGCACAUGCUCAAGACUUACGGAAGGACUUUCUUAACAUGGCGCGGACCUAUACCAACCAUCACCAUAAUGGAUCCUGAGCAAAUCAAGGAAGUGUUCAACAAAAUUUAUGAUUUCCAGAAGCCACAUACAACCCCUUUGGGAAGAUUGGUAGCCACCGGACUCUUUACUUAUGAUGGUGAGAAAUGGGCAAAACACCGAAGAAUCAUAAACCCGGCUUUCCACCUUGAGAAGAUCAAGAAAAUGGUACCUGUGAUCCACCAAAGCUGCAGCGAGGUUGUUGGCAAAUGGGACAAGCUAGUCUCGGAUAAAGGGUCGUCCUUUGAGGUGGACGUCUGGCCUUGGCUUGUGAGUAUGACUGCAGAAGUGAUCUCUCGUACAGCUUUUGGCAGCAGCUACAAAGAAGGGCAGAGGAUAUUUGAGCUCCAAGCGGAACUAGCAAAGCUCAUCGUAGUAUCGAAGGACUACAUCCCUGGAUAUAGAUAUCUCCCAACGAAAGCUAACAGAAGGAUGAAAGCAGCAGCUAGAGAAAUCCAAGUUAUACUGAGAGGCAUCGUUAACAAAAGGUUAAGGGCGAGAGAAGCUGGGGAAGCACCAUGCGACGAUUUGCUGGGUAUACUUCUUGAAUCGAAUUUGGGGCAAGCUAAAGGAAACGGACUGAGCACUGAGGAUGUCAUUGAGGAGUGCAAGCUGUUCUAUUUCGCCGGGCAAGAGACAACUUCAGUACUUCUGGUGUGGACGAUGGUUCUGUUAAGCCAACACCAAGACUGGCAAGCUCGGGCACGAGAAGAAGUGAAGCAAGUUUUUGGUGAUAAGGAACCUGAUGCAGAAGGUCUGAACCAUCUCAAAGUUAUGACGAUGAUACUAUAUGAGGUCCUUAGGCUAUCUCCUCCAGUAACCCAGCUGACCAGAGCCGUUCACAAAGAGAUGAAACUAGGAGAUUUAACAGUACCAGGUGGUGUUCAGAUCAAUCUGCCUGUUCUACUUGUCCAACGUGACACUGAGCUGUGGGGAGACGAUGCAGCGGAGUUCAAGCCUGAGAGGUUUCAAGAAGGUCUCUCAAAGGCAACAAAGAGCCAAGUCUCAUUCUUCCCCUUUGGAUGGGGACCAAGGAUCUGCAUCGGCCAGAGUUAUGCUCUGUUGGAGGCAAAGAUGGCGAUGGCAUUGAUUCUACAUAGAUUCUCCUUCGAGCUCUCUCCUUCCUAUGUUCAUGCGCCUUAUUUAGUCUUCACCAUUCACCCACAGUUUGGUGCCCAUCUUAUCCUGCACAAGCUAUAUAAUUCCAUAAACCCCAUGUGAUGUUUUGAAAUGAAGUUGCUGCUAUACAUACACGGAAAUGAAGGGAAAAUUAGAGCAGAUUCCCAGAAUUUUAUAUCACAAGAGAAUAAAAAGUAUAUUUGAAUUUACGUUUUUCAAGUAUAUAUUUUUUAUCA
This is a messenger RNA of Thlaspi arvense, 7445 nucleotides long. NCBI's taxonomy places the organism in Eukaryota, Viridiplantae, Streptophyta, Magnoliopsida, Brassicales, Brassicaceae. The record is from the annotation of a GenBank genome assembly.